AUGCAUACAUCGGUCAGUGUGCACCCAGCGUCCUCACUGCGUGGGAUAGCUGAGUUUGGUGUCAUUGCAAAGCUGGCAACCCAGCAGUCUGUAGGAACUGUUCCCCUUGGUGUGUCAGUAACUCGAAAGAAAGAGGAUGAAGCAUCAGUUGGAAGUGCACCUUUGGCGAGGCAGCAAUCAAAUCAAGCCUCUGAGUAUGCCAGCAGUCCUGUCAAAACAAAAACAGUAACAGAGUCUCGUCCUUUGUCGCUUCCUGUGAAAACCAUGCUGAACUCAUCUGAAAGCUGCAGAAGUCCUGAAGAAAGAAUGAAGGAAUUUAUUGGAAUAGUGUGGAAUGCAGUUAAGCGCCUUACACUUCAGCUUGAAGUGCAAUCUUGUUGUGUAUUCCUUCCGAAUGAUAGCCUGCCUUCUCCAAGUACCAUUGUAUCGGGUGACAUUCCUGGGACUGUGCGAAGCUGGUAUCAUGGGCAGGCCAGUAUGCCUGGCACGCUUGUCGUCUGCUUGCCCCAGAUCAAGAUUAUGAGUGCUGGGCACAAGCACAUGGAGCCACUGCAGGAAAUCCCAUUUGUCGUGCUGAGGCCCAUCCUGGAAGAAGGGGAUGCGUUUCCAUGGACCAUUAGUCUGCAUCAUUUCAGUAUAUAUACUCUUCUUGGACACCAGAUGACACUUAAUUUAGUGGAACCAAUGGGCUGUACUUCGACUUUAGCUGUUACUUCACAGAAACUGCUUGCUUCGGGGCCAGAAUCCAGACACUCAUUUGUUGUCUGCCUCCAUGUCGACCUUGAGUCCCUUGAAAUAAAAUUCUCCAACCCCCAGGUGCAGCUUUUGUAUGAACUGGCUGAGAUCACAAGUAAAGUUUGGAAUAAAAUUCAGAGAAAAGGAAUUUUAUAUCAAUCUUCUCUCUAUACUGAAACCAUGACAGGACCUGCUCCUCCUAGCUCUCCAGUUAAAAGUAGUGUUGGUACGGCUCUACCAGAUACCAGCACAUACAGCCCAUCUGCUGACAUUGGGACCACUACAGAGGGUGAUUCUCUUCAUGGUGGUGAUGAUUCUCCAUUCUCAGACUCCAUUACAUUGGAACAAACAACAAGUAAUAUCGGAGUCUCAAGUGGACGUGUCAGCCUAUGGAUGCAGUGGAUGUUGCCAAAAAUUACUAUAAAAUUGUUCGCUCCUGAUCCUGGAAAUAAUGGCACAGAAGUUUGUGUUGUCAGUGAAUUAGAAGAUCUCAGUGCCUCAGUGGAUAUGCAGGAUGUUUAUACCAAAAUCAAAUGUAAAAUAGAAAGCUUCAAUAUUGACCAUUACAGAAACAGCCUUGGGGAAGAUUCUUGGUCUCUGGGGCAAUAUGGAGGUGUGUUCCUUUCCUGUACUGACAAGCUGAACAGACGUACCUUGUUGGUUCGACCCAUCAGCAAGCAGGACCCUUUCAGUAAUGUCUCUGGCUUCUUUCCCUCUACAACAGCAAAGCUUUUAGAUGGCUCACACCAACAACAUGGAUUUCUUUCUCUCACUUAUACCAAAGCUGUGACAAAAAAUGUCCGGCACAAACUGAUAUCAAGAAAUGAACGAAGAACAUUCCAUAAGCUGUCAGAAGGUCACACUGAUGGUUCGCCUCACUUUCUUCAUGAGAUCCUUCUCUCUGCUCAGGCCUUUGAUGUGGUCCUCUGUUUUCCUUUGCUUAAUGCAAUUGCAAGCAUUUUUCAAGCUAGGCUGCCAAGGAGUCAAAAGGAGAAAAGAAAAUCACCAGGCCAACCUACAAGGACUCAUGCUCUAACUUCCCGCAACUUGCCUCUGAUUUAUAUCAACACUGGUGUAAUACGAGUAUUCUUUCCCAAAAAUGAGGAAGAUCAUCAUACUGCAGAAG
Pterocles gutturalis (yellow-throated sandgrouse) is the source of this 1861-nucleotide messenger RNA. RefSeq names its product vacuolar protein sorting-associated protein 13B-like. The annotation marks the transcript as partial. The record is from RefSeq and is a predicted model, not a curated record. NCBI's taxonomy places the organism in Eukaryota, Metazoa, Chordata, Aves, Pterocliformes, Pteroclidae. The transcript is spliced from 10 exons.